Molecule: messenger RNA, 787 nt
Organism: Symbiodinium necroappetens
Lineage: Eukaryota; Dinophyceae; Suessiales; Symbiodiniaceae
Source: the annotation of a GenBank genome assembly
AUGCAGAAUGGAGAUCAUAUGGAGGACGACUGCGCGGGCGCAGGCGGGCGGCCGAGCGGAUACGUCCCGAGCGGAGCGACUGGUACCACCGCGGUCAGGGAGCAGCUGUCUUCUGUGAAGAAGGAGUUGGACUUCAUCUUGCAGCAGCUACGCGGGCCAGGUGGGCAGGUUCAGAGAAUAGAUCUCCAGGAAGUUGAGCGCCUGGUGAAGCACCUUGAGGUCGAUCGAGGUGAGCUUGCCAAGCGCUGCCAGCGACUGGCGGAGGAGAACCAGGACCUGAAGGAGGCGAAUCGUCACUUGGAGGUGGAUCUGUCGGCAGCUCGGCGUGAGCUGGAAAAUUCCAGGAGGCAACUGCGGCAUCAGCAGAUCGACCUUCAGUUAAAAGCAGGCGCUUCUGAGCAGCAAGAGGCAGAGGAUGAACAGCCCUCCGCAGAGGAACGCCUCACACAGGAGUCCCUGGAGGCGCUCCAAGCUGCCAUGGCUUCCCCUGGAUCCUCCAGGCAGAUGUCCAGAAGCGAGCUCACCCGAGCGCUUCGGGCAACCCAGGAAGAGCUUGCCAUACAAAGAGCUCGGAACCAGAAGCUGGAGCAGCGCCGGAUACGUGACAGUCAGCGCUGUGAGAUGCUUGCGGAUGCAGCCGAGCGGCAGAGACUGGAGAUCACAGCGAUGCGGCUCGGUAAGCAGCGGAAGCUCGCCGCCCAUCCGCAGACGGUCCACAAGCCCAAGAUGCUCCAUAACCUGGCGCAUACCAUGCCGGUCAGCCGCGAGGUCAGGCCAUGGGCCGGAG